UCUUCAAUUUCAUUCACAUUCUGAUCUCUCUCUCUCUCCUUUUUUAAUUUUUAAUUUCUGUUUAGGGAAAAUUUUGAUUUUUGGUUGAAAUUAAAAUGAUGUACGGACAGAGUAAUGGCUGUGAAUCCGAUUUUGUUCUUCUGGAAACCAUACGGCGCCAUUUAUUGGGAGAAUCCGACGCUUACCGUUGUGGGAAUUUCGCCCUUGCCGGAACCGCCUCCCCGGUUUUCUGCCGGACCGCCAGUUUCGGCAGUUUGUACCCUUGUUUGACUGAAAAUUGGGGCGAUUUGCCUCUCAAAGAGGAUGAUUCCGAAGACAUGGUUCUCGCCGGCGUCCUCCGUGAUGCCGUCAGCGUCGGUUGGGUUCCGUCGCUCGGCUCUUCCCCGUCGGAAACUUUCAAUUUUGGAUUCUCCGAUGUAAAGCCGGAGCCGGAGAUUCUCCCGCCGGUGAACAUAUUGCCGGAAGUUAAGAUUCCGGCGGCGGCGGUGCCGUUACCGGCGGUUGUUCCGGCUAAAGGGAAGCAUUACCGGGGUGUUCGGCAGCGGCCGUGGGGGAAGUUUGCGGCGGAGAUUCGAGACCCGGCGAAAAAUGGAGCCCGGGUUUGGCUUGGAACGUUUGAGACGGCGGAGGAUGCAGCGCUUGCUUAUGACCGCGCCGCUUAUCGGAUGCGUGGCUCGAAAGCUCUUCUCAAUUUCCCACUUCGAGUUAAUUCAGGCGAACCCGAUCCGGUUAGAGUGACGUCGAAGCGGUCAUCGCCUCGAUCAUCGCCGGAGCCUAUUUCGUCGUUGUCGUGGGUAGAGAGUGGGUCCCCUAAGCGACGGAAGAAGGCGGACGGCACGGCGGUGGCACCUUCUCUAGCUGCGCCGGAGUUGAUCCAAGAGGAGGUGGGGACCAAUGCAUUGCAAGUGGAAGCUGACGUGGCAAAGUGUACAAGUGGUGAGCAAUGAUUGGGGGAUUAGUGGUGUAUGUGAAAGAAGGGAAAAAUAUGAUUGGGGGAUUAGCACUUGAGAUUAAAAAAAAAAAAAGAAAAAAAAAACUCUGUAAUUAUUUUUUGAGGACAUAUUUUAGGGAUAGGAUUGGUAGAUUUUCUUUGGAGUUUCAAAAUUUUGGGAUUCUUCAAAAUAUAAAAUUUCCCAAAAAAAAAAAAAAAAAAAGAGAGAGUGGAGAAGAAGUAUUGGUACAUAAUGGGGUGGUUGGAUUUGCUAAAGCAAAUUUGUUUAUUGUUUUAAAAAAAAUAUCUUUUGAAUGGAAUUUUUCUAUUUUUUUUCA
This is a messenger RNA of Benincasa hispida (wax gourd), 1269 nucleotides long. Its product is annotated as ethylene-responsive transcription factor 2-like. Gene Ontology annotation, biological process: regulation of DNA-templated transcription; ethylene-activated signaling pathway. The record is from RefSeq and is a predicted model, not a curated record. Gene Ontology annotation, molecular function: DNA-binding transcription factor activity; DNA binding. Lineage: Eukaryota; Viridiplantae; Streptophyta; Magnoliopsida; Cucurbitales; Cucurbitaceae.